Molecule: messenger RNA, 4487 nt
Organism: Spea bombifrons (plains spadefoot toad)
Lineage: Eukaryota; Metazoa; Chordata; Amphibia; Anura; Pelobatidae
Gene: MAPK6
Product: mitogen-activated protein kinase 6
Exons: 6
Coding region: 810-2966 (718 amino acids)
Biological process (GO): intracellular signal transduction; cell surface receptor signaling pathway; protein phosphorylation
Cellular component (GO): nucleus; cytoplasm
Molecular function (GO): MAP kinase activity; ATP binding
Source: RefSeq, a predicted model, not a curated record
CUCCUCCCUCCAGCAGUCAGUCCCGAGUACAUGGCGACUGCGGCAAAGAGCUGGCGACGAGACGUAGGGCAAGUAGAGAGGACGUGUGGGCUUCCCCAGCUUCCUAGCCGUCGUAUAUCACCUUACCGUAUGACUCUGCAAAGGCCUGUUUUCUGGGAAUAAAAUGGAUGGCAGCUUUGAUUGUGAUUGUGGUGAGCUGGAGCCACCUGAUCAUUAACAGAAGACUUCUUAAUUCAAGAUCUGCCACGGUUUUCCUCUUUCAAUGCACUGUAUAGAAACAACAAAACAAAAUAAUUUAUAGUGCUUACCGGCACCAUAUGAUGACGCUGCUCAGGACCAGUUCAACACUGAAUGUAUCUGCACUGUGAGGAGGAUGUUGAUAAAAGCCUUUUUCGCUCGUAUUUAUUCACGUUUUUGUUAAAUGUUAACUUGUUUUGCACAAUAAGAGCCGUGUGCAUGUUUUGUCAUUUCAUUCCUUUUUCACUUCCUAAGAGUGUUUUUGUUUAUAUCUGCGGUAAUGCUGCAUCUCUUGUGAACUAUGAAUCGUUUCGUUAGUCUACGCUCAAAAUUGUGUAGCGUUUGGGUUGUUCUGUGUGGGAUACACCAGGCCUGGUAAGCUGAUAUGCAAUGAAUAUAGGAAGAAACAGUCCUAAAUAGUAGGGUUUUUUCCAAUUUUUUUUUUGUUUUCGUUUUUUUUUGUUUUUUUUUCCGGGGGGGUUUCAAUUUAUGAAAUCUUAUACCAGCAGUGGGUUUUUUCCCUCAGACAUUUAGUAAGAGCUAAACGUUUGAGAGGAAGUGAAGUCGCCAAAAUGGCAGAAAAAUUUGAAAGCCUCAUGAACAUUCACGGAUUUGAUUUAGGAUCCCGAUAUAUGGACUUAAAACCUCUCGGCUAUGGUGGAAAUGGCUUGGUUUUUUCUGCUGUUGAUAAUGACUGUGAUAAGCGGGUGGCUGUGAAAAAAAUUGUUCUAACAGAUCCUCAGAGCGUCAAACAUGCGCUGCGUGAGAUCAAAAUUAUCCGGAGACUUGAUCACGAAAACAUUGUCAAAGUUUUUGAAAUUCUCGGUCCAAAUGGAUGUCAAUUAACUGAUGACGUGAGCUCCUUGACGGAGCUGAACUGCGUUUACAUCGUUCAAGAGUACAUGGAGACUGAUCUGUCCAAGCUGCUAGAGCAAGGCCCCUUACGAGAAGAGCAUGCAAGGCUCUUCAUGUAUCAGAUACUGCGUGGGCUUAAAUAUAUCCAUUCGGCUAAUGUGCUGCAUAGAGAUCUGAAACCAGCAAAUCUCUUCAUAAACACCGAAGAUCUGGUGGUGAGGGUUGGAGAUUUUGGCCUUGCGCGUAUCAUGGAUCCUCACUAUUCUCAUAAGGGGCAUCUAUCUGAAGGACUUGUCACAAAAUGGUAUAGAUCACCUCGUCUCUUACUUUCUCCAAACAAUUACACUAAAGCAAUUGACAUGUGGGCAGCUGGGUGCAUUUUUGCGGAAAUGUUGACUGGGAAGACCCUUUUUGCAGGUGCACAUGAACUUGAACAGAUGCAGCUGAUUCUGGAAUCCAUUCCAGUCGUGCACGAAGAAGACAGACAAGAGCUCCUCAGUGUAAUCCCAGUCUACAUAAAAAAUGAUAUGUCAGAGCCACAUAAGCCUCUAACAAAAUUACUUCCAGGCAUCAGCCCUGAAGCAUUGGAUUUCCUGGAACAAAUUUUGACGUUUAGUCCUAUGGACAGACUAACAGCAGAAGAAGCCUUGUCCCACCCAUACAUGAGCAUAUAUUCCUUCCCAACUGAUGAGCCAAUUUCCAGCCAUCCAUUUCAUAUUGAAGAUGAGGUAGAUGAUAUAUUGUUGAUGGAUGACAGCCACAUCUAUAACUGGGAAAGAUAUCAUGAAUGCCAGUAUUCAGACCAUGAUUUGCCUAUACAUAAUAAUUUUGAAGCUGAUGAAGUUCAGCGUGAUCCCAGGGCUCUGUCUGAUGGCAGUGAUGAGGAAGAAGUUCAAGUAGACCCUCGCAAAUAUCUGGAUGGGGAUUGUGAAAAAUAUCUGGAUGACCCUGCAUUUGAUCCCUACUUUUCUACUGAACCUUGUUGGCAAUAUUCAGACCAUCAUGAAAACAAAUAUUGUGAUCUGGAAUGUAGCCAUACGUGUAAUUACAAAAUGAGGUCAUCCUCUUACCUAGAAAAUUUAGUUUGGAGGGAGAGUGAAGUUAAUCAUUAUUAUGAACCAAAACUUAUAAUAGAUCUUUCUAACUGGAAGGAGCAAAAUAAGGAGAAGGUAGAUAAGAAGGGCAAAUCUAAAUGUGAAAGAAAUGGCUUGGUGAAGGCUCAGAUAGCACUUGAAGAUGCUUCACAGCAGCUGGUUGAGAAAGAAAGGGAAAAGCGUAGCGAGUUUGACUUUGAUUCAUUCAUAGCGAGCACUAUUCAGCUUAGUAUGCAACAUGAUUCUUGCAGCGUUGACAAACUUAAUGAUUUAAAUAGCUCUGUUCCUCAACUUGAAUUGAAGAACUUGGUUUCAAAGUCUGUAAGCCGGGAAAAACAGGAGAAAGGAAUGGCCAAUUUGGCACAGUUGGGUGCCCUUAACCAAAAUUCCUGGGACAGCCAGCUUGUAAACGGUGAAGACAGUUUCCUUAUUGAUCAGUUUUGUUGCGAAGUAAGGAAAGAUGAUCAUGUCGAAAAGGAAAACCCAUACACAAGUUACUUAGAUAAUUUUUUUAGUAAACGAGAUGAGUCAGAAGUAUUGGAACCAGAACCAGCAGUAGAGCCAGACGUUGGUGGCAAAGAAAGAGAUGAAGGGUUAUUUAGCUUUAGUGGAGAUAUCCUACUUAGUAAGCAGCUUGAAUGCAUAGGUAUUCCUCAGUUUCACAAUCCUGUUGGCUCGCCUCUUAAAUCGAUACAAGCCACGUUGGCACCUUCUGCCCUAAAAUCAUCUCCUAAAAUCCCCCACGAAACGUACAGCAGCAUUCUGAAACAUCUAAACUAAAACACUUGCUUUUUCUUUUUUUCAUUCUUCAUAUGUUGUCUUGUUUGUUGUUUUUUUUAUUUUUUUGUGUGUCCACCAUAUGAUUUUUUUAAAAAAAAUAUUUUUUACCAUUUACGUUUAUCAUAUUUUUUUAGAAUCUAAAACACACUUUUUAUGGCAAAAAGCAUCCUACAAAUUGGCACUUUUGGCAUAAAAUAUUUGUUUUUGAGGGGUAAAAUCCCUGUAAGCAUCGGUGCAGUGUGCACUCGGGAGCCCCCGUCUUUGUGUGGAAUGCAGGAAUAAGGUUACAAUGGGAAUCGGCAGGAUCCCGCAAACCAGGCCAUUCUCCUCCACAGAAGAUGGCAGACCUCCUGGUGCUGCAGUCUAAAAAAAGAAAAAAAAAAACAUUUUGUUGAAAAAAAUAUAAAAAAAUAUUGUCUUAUAUUCUGAGCUAUAUAGAAGUUUUUACAAGAAUUACUUUCUAAAACAUUAAUUUUAAACUGGUAUGGCAUUUGCACACAAUAAAAUGCAAUGCGGACACAGGAACAUGCACUAAAUGAAGUAUAAACAUCAACUGAUCUGUUUUUCAACUUUCUUUUUUUAACUUGCCUUGAUAUUUACACAGUGAGAUAUGUUAUAAAUGCAUGGAAAUGUCCAGUUUUUGGACUCCUCCUCUCCACUUUCUUUGAAAUUCCCUAAACAUGGAGCAUUGUUCAGUUAUUCAUAUCCAUUUCUUUGAACACAUGAUACCAGCAGCAACUAAAGAAUUCAGAUCUUGGUAUGCAUGUGUUAUCUACCUCAAGGUAACAGCAGUAUGUGACCAUCCAUUUAGCCACAUGUAGUGCUAUCCAUCACACACCUCCUAUUAAGCCAGCAUUAUUGUCAGUAGCUACUCAUGAGAACUUUGUAAAAUAUUUAUAAAUGUUCUAGACUGCGUUCUAUGUAGUGAAGUGUUUCAUAUGCAGUAUUUUUAUUUAUUAUAUCACCCAGUUCUGUAUUUAAAAUCAUUGUUUUAAAGCCCACUUUCAGAAAACUGUUAAGUAUGGCUUAUGGGCUACAUUGUCAAGUAUUCAACCUGCAUAUUGGCUUCCAUGCCUCAUCUUUCCUCCAACUUCAUCCCUGCCCAAGAAGUUUUCAUUUCAAGGAAAUUACUCACUGUGUAUAGGAAUUUAUAUUUUCAAAGUGCUUGACCAAUCUCUACAAAAUAAAUAGGAACGGCUUUAAUCUGAAAUAUUCCUAGAGCCUUUUUUUUUCUUAAUUUUGUAAUGCUAAGUGUGCAUGGAAGUAAUUAUGGUACAAUAUUACUGUUAGAUUUGUGUAUGUAAGAAUUUUUUUUCUUGGAUUUUACUGUAUGUUUUUACCAAUUUUUGUUUUAUUUUUUGUUUGUCUGCAUGAAGAAGAGUAUAGCAUGUAGUAGCUCAAUUCUCUGGAAACUUGUUUUGCCUCUGAAUUUUGCUUACUAUUUAUGUAAUAUUGGUUCCCCUAUUUAAAGAAAAAUAAAGGCCAGCAAAGUAUUGGAUCGUUUGUACAAUUCUCCGCAAA